AUGGAUCCAGUGUCAAUCAUAGCUAGCAUUGCUGGUAUAGCGACAGCUGGAGCGCAAUUGUCGACCACCCUUUUUCGUGUCUACAACACAGUCCGCCAUGCUCCUCGAGAGAUUCAAUCCGUCGCGAUAGAGAUGUCAGGAUUGUCUGUCACACUCGAGCAUUUGAAUGACAUCCUGAAGACGGGGAAACCGUACGCAAAACCGUCAUUCUUCGAUGCCGUCAGUCAUGUUGUCAAAAACAUUGAAGCAACUCAAAAAGACAUAUUUAAAAUGGUAAACGAAAAUACCAUGAUUGUCAGAUUCAAAUGGCUCAAAGCUCCCAAGUACUUGUCUGAAAUCGACAAGCAAAAGGUCACUUUGACGCUGCAGAUUAGUAUCCUUUCUGCGGCCAUUUUAGUCAAGUCCAAAAACGAAUCAUCGUCUUCUCUACAAGAAAAAGUCGAAAACAGAUUCAGACUACAAGCUGAGAGUCUGAUCCAAACUGGCCAAGCCUCUCUCCAGAGAGACAACAUGGAACGUCGAAUACCUCAGCCCCCUCCACAAAGGGCACCAAGCCCGCCAGUUCGCACAACCAAGAGACUCCCAAGUCCAGUCCGACAGUCAUCUAUUCCUGGCCAUGUACGACCAGAUGAAUUGUACGGACAAUCGAGCACCGCUGGAGAUAAUCUUGAUGUCCCUAAUCAGGAUGACGUCGAAACCCGAUCCGCUUUGAUCAGACACGCAAGAGCACAACCGCUUCCCCAUCCCCAUGAUCAGUCUGGGGAAUAUGCACAAGGAUAUUACGAUGAUGAUCGGGAAUAUCAAACCAAUCGCGGAAGGUCAGAGGGUUAUGAUCCGCUUGCCGGCCGAGUUGCUCAAUUUGGCCAACAUUUUCACUUACAUGGCGACGCAGCCACAUUCCUGUAUAACCUCGUCUUUAUGACAGAGGUGGUACAACACGGAAAGGCUCCACGAGCUCCCAGUUCGUCUGGCGCAACUCGAGGGGGCUCGAAUGACGAUCCCUCAUACUACUCUGAUGAGCUGUACUCCGAUAGUGAUUCCUACACAGACACGGAAGGCUUUGACAAGGCCGAUGAUUCUAUGAACCAUAGGUCGGGUUUGAAGAUCCCCACAAGAAAUGUGUAUCGAAGACCCCAGGAGCCUGCACGAGUUGUCAACCAGCUCCUCCUAGCUUGGACGUCACUUAGCCAGAGUGAAAUUGAGAAGAAUGUUGCAGAUGAGAAGCCCACCACGACACAGAGUUCCUAUUAUAAGAAUGCCUAUGUCGAGAGUGAUGAUGAAAGCGAAAAUGAAGGUGUGAAGAGCGCAAAGGAAAGAAGCAACUGGCCCCAUAGAGAAGAAGACUCAAUACCUGGCUCUCCAAAUCCCUCAAGCCACCAGAUAGAAACCCCACAAGCAGAUGGUCCUCGACGUGGCACCGUUCGUCCUCUCGAGCAGCCUUAUCAGUAUAAAUAUUUUCAGCCAGGCAUCACUGCCCCGUACGACCCACGCAUGGCUCCAAAUCAUUUCAGCCAUCAGCAGAAUAAUCAUCCAAUUUACGAUCCUUGGGGUUACCCAUAUGCAGUUCCAGCUUGGCAACCUCUACCACCAACACCAGCACCACCUGAAGCAUCUACAAUAAAUGUUGCCCCCCAGGAGCCGCCUCCCAAGGAAUCUUCGAAGCCCAAGUUCCAAAAGCCACAUGUCCUUGUGCUUCCGCAUGCAGAUGAGGCCGAUUCGGAAAUUGGGAAUAUGACGCCCAAGCUUGAUAUUUCGCCAUGCCGGAAAAUGAGUAUUGUUAGACAGGGUGAAGAAGCUGUAUGGAACUCAGACGAUUACAAUUCCAAGAACAGCAUCCCUGGGAAAUCAAUCAUGGGAACGCUUAUUGGAGACAAGACGGCUAGAAACCCACAUGGUCUGGAUCUAGCACAUACCUUGAUACGAGGUCAGGAUAUGAAAUUGAUAUACAUACGAGGGAGUGAAUCAGAGCUUGGAGAAACUUGGUUCAUCAACGAGCAGCCCGUCUUUCUACAAUUCUUUCAUUGUGGAUAUAUCCCGCAGUUCUAUCCAACCAAAGAAUCGGACAUCAAAGCUAUGAAGCAGGAGUACGUAGCCGUGGGCGAGGAAUGGGCUAGCUUCGAAGCCCUGAAUCAGUUGGGACUAUCCAACAAAGGAAGAGAAGAAGGUAGAGUGCUUUUGGAUCCAAAUAUAACAUGGUCCAUGGUUAAAGAACUCGCCAUCACGACGCUCCAACUCAGAAGUAUGCGGCAAAGACGUCUUUACACCACCACGUUCUACAACUCAAUAGCUACUUUCCGAGAGAAGCACUGUGGAGCAAUUCCAGAGCCGUCGGCAGUGCCCGGAUACCCCAAUAGCCUGCAUCAUCUUAUGCUAAACCCACAGCCAGUUUUGACACUUGAAGGCACGAAACCUGAUGCCUUCAAGUUCUUGGUAAAAGAAGAAGCCAAGACUGAAGAUGCCGCCAGGAGGCAAACACUUGACACAAAAAGUACGCAGCCACAGAUCGCCGUUACACCACCACCUACGCCACAGGAGUCUUCUUCCCCUGAAUUUGACACAAGUGAUAUGGUCUCAACAGUGUCUACAAGGUCAAGAUUCUCCAGGCUUGUGAAUCGUUGUAAACAUGGGCGAAAGCAGAGUCAGUUGUCACCACCGCUGCAGAAACAUGGAUCCCGGGGAAGCGAUAAUGGAACUGUGACGGAGGGGUUUGAGGACGAUGAUAAUAGACCCGUGACACCGACGGACUCUGGUGUUGGAAGUUCCAUUAAUUGA
Molecule: messenger RNA, 2772 nt
Organism: Fusarium graminearum PH-1
Lineage: Eukaryota; Fungi; Ascomycota; Sordariomycetes; Hypocreales; Nectriaceae
Exons: 5
Coding region: 1-2772 (923 amino acids)
Source: RefSeq, a predicted model, not a curated record